Gracilinanus agilis (Agile Gracile Mouse Opossum) is the source of this 1842-nucleotide messenger RNA. RefSeq names its product beta-1,4-galactosyltransferase 2 (gene B4GALT2). The coding region runs from base 86 to 1213 and encodes 375 amino acids. The transcript has 7 exons. Lineage: Eukaryota; Metazoa; Chordata; Mammalia; Didelphimorphia; Didelphidae. The record is from RefSeq and is a predicted model, not a curated record. Gene Ontology annotation, biological process: carbohydrate metabolic process. Gene Ontology annotation, molecular function: glycosyltransferase activity.
CCGAGCCCAGCCCCGCGGGGCCCUGAGCGCCGAGCGCAGCCGGGCCGACAGGACCAAUGCCCAGGCCGAGCCGGGCAGCCAGAAGAUGAGCAGGCUGCUGGGGGGGACCCUGGAGCGGAUCUGCAAGGCCGUGCUGCUCCUCUGUCUGCUGCACUUCCUCAUCGCCGUCAUCCUCUACUUCGACGUCUAUGCCCAGCACCUCGACUUCUUCAGUCGCUUCAGUGCCCACGGCCGCCGCGCCGCCGCUCACUCGCCGCACUCUGCCACUGCCACCGGCAUCGGCGCCAACUGCUCCCGGCCCAACGGCACGGCCCCCAGCUCAGAGGCGCCCAGCCCCCGGCCGGACAACAACCACUCCGUCACCGCGCUGCCCCUGCCCCCGUGCCCUGACGUGCCGCCCGGGUUAGUGGGCCGGCUGCUGAUUGAGUUUAGCUCACCCAUGCCAAUGGAGCGGGUCCAGCGGGAGAACCCUGGCGUGCAAGGGGGCGGCCGCUACGCCCCUUCCGACUGCGCCCCACGGCAAACCGUGGCCAUCAUCAUUCCCUUCCGACACCGGGAGCACCACCUGCGCUACUGGCUGCACUACCUGCAUCCCAUCCUGCGGCGGCAGCGGCUUCGCUAUGGCAUCUAUGUCAUCAGCCAGCACGGCGAGGACACGUUUAACCGGGCCAAGCUGCUCAACGUUGGCUUCUUGGAGGCGCUGAAGGAAGACCCUGCCUACGACUGCUUCAUCUUCAGUGACGUGGACCUGGUGCCCAUGGACGACCGCAACCUGUACCGCUGCGGGGAGCAGCCCCGCCACUUCGCCAUCGCCAUGGACAAGUUUGGCUUCCGACUGCCCUACGCCGGUUACUUUGGGGGCGUAUCAGGUCUGAGCAAGGCCCAGUUCCUGAAGAUCAAUGGCUUCCCCAAUGAGUACUGGGGCUGGGGGGGUGAGGAUGACGACAUCUUCAACCGGAUUUCCCUCUCAGGGAUGAAGGUCUCCCGCCCAGACAUCCGCAUCGGCCGAUACCGAAUGAUCAAGCAUGAUCGGGACAAGCAUAACGAGCCCAACCCCCAGAGGUUCACCAAGAUCCAGAACACGAAGCUGACCAUGAAGCGGGACGGCAUUGGCUCGGUGCAUUACCGCGUACUCGAGGUGUCCAGGCAGCCGCUCUUCACCAACAUCACCGUGGACAUUGGCCGGGCCCCGCCACGGCCUGCCCGAGGAUGACUCACAGCCAGCACCCAAGAGCUCAGGGUGUCCAUGGAGAGCAGGGGCAGAGGCCCCACUGGCCUGUGACUGACUGCCGAGAAGCUGCCCCACUCACCGGCUGUGGGCAUGAGGCUACCCUUCCCGUGGGGGGCUGGGCCAGGCAGGGCUGGCAGGGCGCCCUCAUGCCUCUCCUGGUGCAAGACUCGAGACUGCUCCCCUGGAUGGCUUAGCAUUCGUUGGUUGGUCUGUCUGUCCGUCUGUCUGAGUCAGAAGACUUCUUCCUGUUUUCUGAUCUGCUGGCUCAGGGACCUAUGGGGUCUGGCUGGUGCCCUGGGGAGGGAGGAGGGGCCAGGCUUCCUGCCUUCCCCCCACCACCUCAGGUUCUGUCGAGGUGGGUUCUGGGGCAGAGGGGGUGUUUUCUAGGGAUACCGAGUCCAGGGAAGGCAGAGGUGACACUCAGUACCACCUUGGGGGGUUCCCAUCUGCAUUCUGCCCCCCCCCCAGCCUCGCUGCCCUCUGCCUCACUGUUGGGGGGCUCUUUGGGCCCCCCAACCCCACCACUGCCUGGCUGGCCUUAGGCAAGUCCCUUAGCCUCAUGGGCCUCAGUUUCCUCAUCUGUAAAAUGAGGGAGUUGGACUCGAUGAUGU